Diatraea saccharalis (sugarcane borer) is the source of this 1119-nucleotide messenger RNA. The record is from the annotation of a GenBank genome assembly. Lineage: Eukaryota; Metazoa; Arthropoda; Insecta; Lepidoptera; Crambidae.
GAAAUUAUAAACAAAUGCAUUUGCGAUACAAAUAACUAAAAGUUAACAUUCCAAAUUCAAAUUAGUAAAAAAAAAAUAACUGUCAAUAACAUUUUUUUUUUCAAUACUUAUGAACACACGAGGUAGAAAAAGCUUGGGGUUUAGUUUUGGUUUAUCCUACUAAGAUUAAUUGAUGUAUUUUGUGUCAUAAUGUUUAUAUACAUUUAAUUGAAAUUAAUUAUUGAAUCUAUUUUGAUUUGUUUAGGAAAAUGACUCUACACAAAUGAAUAGAAGCGCGCAACGUAUUGAAACGGAGAUAUUGAACUCUUACCAAUUACCGAAAACUCCACCACCAGUGAGCGACGACGUGGUAGUUGGCGAACUAGGAUUUAAGCCACGUCGUGCGUGCAAUUGCACCAAGUCUCAGUGCUUAAAGUUGUACUGCGACUGCUUCGCUAACGGCGAAUUCUGCAAUCGGUGCAACUGUGAUAACUGCCACAAUAACCUCGAAAAUGAGGGCCUACGACAAAAGGCCAUACGUGCUUGUCUGGAAAGGAAUCCCAACGCCUUCAGGCCUAAAAUAGGAAAAACGAAAGCUGGCGGCCCAGAAAUAAUAAGAAGGCAUAACAAAGGCUGCAACUGUAAAAGAAGUGGUUGUCUCAAAAACUAUUGCGAGUGUUACGAAGCGAAGAUAGCUUGCACGUCAAUGUGCAAAUGCGUCGGGUGCCGUAAUGUAGAAGAGGGUUUGCAACGACGUCAUCCGCCUGUUUCUUCGCUAUACAGGCCGCCGCCACCCACAGACAUCAAACAACCGUGCAGUUUCAUGACGGCGGAGGUGAUAGAGGCGGUGUGUCAGUGUUUGAUCGCCGCGUCGGUGGACAGCAGCGAGCGGGCGCGGCCCGAGGAGGAGGCUGAUCCCGUGCGUGACGUCAUCGAGGAGUUCUCCCGUUGCUUACAAGACGUAAUCAGCGCGUCACACCACGCCGCGCCCCACCAUCUCUCCCACGAGGUUAGUGUUUUGAUAUGGAACUGGUCAAGAGCGAAUCGAAUUUGCGCCUAGAGGUUCCAGAGCACAUUAUUUAUUUAUUUACGCAAGCUUUUUUGCAAUACAGCAGAGGGCGGACUUCAUGACAUUCUCUG